Molecule: messenger RNA, 2285 nt
Organism: Lathyrus oleraceus (garden pea)
Lineage: Eukaryota; Viridiplantae; Streptophyta; Magnoliopsida; Fabales; Fabaceae
Product: transcription factor ICE1
Exons: 4
Coding region: 412-1842 (476 amino acids)
Biological process (GO): regulation of DNA-templated transcription
Cellular component (GO): nucleus
Molecular function (GO): sequence-specific DNA binding; DNA-binding transcription factor activity; protein dimerization activity
Source: RefSeq, a predicted model, not a curated record
UGAAGGAAACGUUAAUUCUUUGAUUAGUUAGCUGAUUAGUUACCCACUUUGCGUGUAACGUUUCAAGGUUAUGCUUCUCUCCAAAACCACAGUCUCAAUAACCCCAAAACCAGUACUAGAAAACAAUGGACAAAUCAAAAGAAAAACUGAGUAAUCUAGAAAAACAGUUGUAAAGGGAUCAUCAUCUGCAUUGUCUUAUAAAUAGGCCUUGCUUGGAAUUCUUACUCACUCACUUUCCAACCUCAUUUUAUGUUAUGUGUUGUUGAGUAGCAUAAAGUUUCAAUAUUUGUUGUAUAAAUAUCAAAUUAUUAUUGCCCUUUUCCUUCUGCAACAUCCUGCUACUUUUUCACCUUUUCUACUUUCUUCUUCCUUUUAACACCCCCUUUCUCUCUCUCUCUCUCUCUCUCAAGAAUGAACAACAACAACAACAAUUGUUGGAUUCAAGAAAAAGAAAGUGAAAACAUCACUACUGCACCUUCAUCAUGGCCUAAUGCAAACCCAAACACUCCUUCAUCUGCUUCUACUUUUCUCCCAAACAAGCAACAUUUCGCUGAUUUCCAAACCAUGCUUAUCGACAAUGAUGAUGAAUGGUACAUGAAAGACAUGGCUUUUCCACCUAACUUAGAUGCCGUUUUACUCAACACCGUUGAUUCUGUUUCUUCCUCUUCGGGUUCACCUUCUUCCACCGUUUUCAACGCACUUGAUCCUUCACUGUCGAAUCUUCAGUAUUUUCUUUCUCAAAAUACUAAACCCGAUGACUCCCUUUCUUCUCUUCUCAACAACCCUUUUGAGAUUCCAUGUGAAGCUGGUUUUCUUGAACCUCAAGGUUCAGCAUUACCUCCUUCUCCAAAUAUGGGUAGUUUGGUUGAUUUCACAGCGGUAGAGAUGAGCUUGCCCCAUUUGCCUCAAACUAACAAUGGCUUCAUGGGGUUUCAGAACUCGGAAGAGGGUUCUGGAAAGUCGCUGUUUUCGAACAGGCCCAAGGUUUUGAGACCCCUUGAUUCUUUGCCUCCUUCUGGAACACAGCCUACUCUGUUUCAGAAGAGAGCUGCACUCAGAAAAAACAUGGGCAAGGGCGAAAUUGGGGAAGGGAGUGAUAUGAAAAGGAAGUUCAGUGGUGGAGAUGAAAUUGAAGAUUUGAGUUUUGAUUGGUCUGGUUUGAACUGUGAUUCUGAUGAUUUGACUGAGGGUAAUGGCAAAAACCGUGGAAAUGCUUCCAAAGGUAACAGCACUGUUACUGUUCAGAAAGGGAAGAAGAAAGGAAUGCCUGCUAAGAAUUUGAUGGCCGAGCGUCGCCGCAGGAAGAAGCUCAAUGAUAGACUCUAUAUGCUGAGGUCUGUUGUUCCAAAGAUUAGCAAAAUGGAUAGGGCUUCAAUUCUUGGGGAUGCAAUUGAGUAUUUGAAGAAACUUCUGCAAAGGAUCAAUGACCUUCAUAAUGAGUUGGAGUCAACACCUGCUGGAUCUUCACUAACACCUGCUUCAAGCUUCCAUCCGUUGACACCGACUCCGUCUUCGAUGCCGAGGAGCCUCAUCAAAGAAGAACUAUGUCCCAGCUCAUUGCCAAGCCCCAAUGGCCAACCUGCCAGGGUUGAUGUUCGCUUACGGGAAGGAAGAGCCGUAAAUAUCCACAUGUUUUGUGCUCGCAAACCUGGUCUGUUACUCUCAACCAUGAGGGCUAUGGAUAGCCUUGGAUUAGACAUUCAGCAAGCUGUCAUAAGCUGUUUCAACGGAUUUGCUAUGGACAUUUUCAGAGCCGAGCAAUGCAAAGAAGGUCAAGAUGUUCAUCCGGAGCAAAUCAAAGCAGUACUGUUGGAUUCAGCUGGUUUCAAUGGCAUGAUCUGAUUAGCUUUGGCAAGAAAGAAACUUGUAAUUUCCAUUUGAAACAGUCAAGUUAGCAAGUUUCUCAGUGUUUUUACAUUUUAAUAUGGUUACAGUUCAAGUGUGUGAUACUGGCUCUGGUGAAUUCUAUUUAAGCCGAAUAACUUGGAUUAGAAGGAAUGUUGAGAUGAAUGAAUGGGUUUUAUCUCUUUCAACAAUAGUUACCGAAUUAGUUUGGCAUCUUCUACAGGUUUUUAUUGUGAAGUUUAUUUUUCCUUCCAAAUUACUAACGCAAUGACCGUUGGUAAUGGGGCCUUAAUGGUCAUACCUCUGGUCCUAUAUACAAGCGGAUAUUUGUGGUCCCAAUAGUAAAUUACAAAUUUGAACUUGUAUAUGUAAUAUUUUAUGUUUACUAAAUAUUGUGAUGUAAAAGUAUUUAAUAUCAAAGUCAUUUAAAGAAUUAUCAA